AUGAGUGCCUUUGCUACCAAGGAAUUCAAGGAGAUACCGAAAAAGUACAUAAAUCCUCUUGAACCAAAAGAUAUUGGAGAAGGAAGACGUGUCAAUGGUAAGGAGUGGAAAAUCAAGAAGGAUGCAUUUAGAGUAAAGACUCUUGGGGUCACCAAAUUGAGUUCCUGGGAAUUAAGAGAGAGAAAGAGACAGGAGGAUAAGAAUUUUAAAGCUAGAAUAAACGAUUUGAAGCAAGAAAAGGAUGAUGUCAAGCAAGCUAAGGUUACUGAGUUAAAGAAGAGAAGAGAAGCAAAGGAAGAAAAGGAAAGGUUUGCUAGAAUUUCCGAAAAGAUGCAUAAGAAGAAGGUUGAGCGUAUGAAGAAGAGAGAAAAGAGAAAUAAGCUAUUGAAAGAACGUUAG
Dujonia railenensis is the source of this 399-nucleotide messenger RNA. The record is from the annotation of a GenBank genome assembly. NCBI's taxonomy places the organism in Eukaryota, Fungi, Ascomycota, Pichiomycetes, Serinales, Debaryomycetaceae.